Messenger RNA from Bicyclus anynana (squinting bush brown), 1733 nucleotides. Its product is annotated as esterase E4-like. The record is from RefSeq and is a predicted model, not a curated record. Bases 301 to 1662 code for a protein of 453 amino acids. NCBI's taxonomy places the organism in Eukaryota, Metazoa, Arthropoda, Insecta, Lepidoptera, Nymphalidae. The transcript has 3 exons.
UUGGUGUGUUUACAGCGGAAUGCCCUGGCUGUCCGGGUGUCCGUGGAGCAGGGGGUGCUGCAGGGGGAGCAGCUGACGACAGUCACAAAGGACGCUACGUACUACAGUUUUAAAGGAAUACCGUACGCCGCCCCACCGGUUGGCAAACUAAGGUUUCAGCCUCCUCGACCACCAGCAAGAUGGAAGGGAAUAAGAAAUGCUACACAACAUGGAAGCAUAUGCAUACAAGUAGAUUCGGUCAGUCAGGAAUUCUUACCCUGUAGCGAAGACUGUCUCUUCUUGAAUGUCUACACUCCAAACAUGAAGCCAUCAUCACCAUUGACUGUCAUGCUCUUCAUCCACGGCGGAGGCUUCAUGAGUGGUUCGGGCAACGACGACCUUUACGGACCCGAUUUCUUCAUGAGUCAAAACAUAAUUCUUAUAACAAUCAACUACAGGUUAGAUGCUAUAGGAUUUUUAAAUUUGGGUUCCAAGGAAGUUUCCGGGAAUGCAGGAAUGAAAGAUCAAGUCGCGGCCUUGAAAUGGGUGCAACGUAAUAUAGCACAGUUCGGUGGUAAUCCGAAAAAAGUAACCAUCUUUGGUAGUUCAGCCGGCGGUAUCAGUUGUCUUCUACACUGCAUAUCACCGAUGACUAAAGGAUUGUUCAAUAGAGCGAUAGCUAUGAGUGGCGUUCCCUUAAUGGAUUUCGGUCUUGAGUUUGAAUCUAUAAGACGAGGGUUUAAUUUAGGAAAGAUUAUGGGCUACGAAACAAAGAAUGCCACUGCGCUUCUUGAAUUCUUGCAAAAUGCUCCAGCGUAUCAAUUGCUUAACACCAAACCACAUGUAAUAAUAGCGGAGGAAUAUAUAAACCACCUUGGGAAAAUGUAUCAAUUUGGACCGGUUGCAGAAGGAGAUUUCGGCCAGGAGAGAUACUUGACGGAUGCAUUUGUUAUGUCACUUGUAAACGGAAAUAUUAACGACAAUGAUAUAAUGAUAGGCUACUCAAAUAAUGAAGGUUUGUUCGGCAUCUCUUACUACGAAGAUUAUUUAAUCGAUGUAUACAACAAGUAUCCUGAGUUGCUAAAUCCAAGAAGAUUACUGUACUAUAUCAGUGCAAAGGAUUACUUACCGUUGUCUGAUGAUAUUAAGGAUUAUUACUUUGGAACCAAACCUAUAAGCCUGGAUACGAUGAAGGAAUAUGUUAACUACCGAAGUGAUACGGUAGAAUAUCAAUCAUUGAGGUACAUGAGAGACGUUUACAGAGCAUAUUCGAAAAAGAAAUUCUUGUACCGGUUUUCUGGAGACACAGAAAGGAAUUUUUACAGUAAAGACAAGGUUAGGUACGGGUUAUCUGGAGCAGGCCACAGAGACAUCGAGAUGUAUUUAUUCCAUGCCAACUCGCUCAAGUUGCCAAUCAAUACUGAUAGUGAAUCAUUUGGAAUAAUUAAACAGUUAACCACUCUGUUUGCUAACUACGCCAAGUUCGGAAACCCAACACCUGACUCGUCACUCGGAGUAACAUGGAACGAAUAUGACGCGAAAAAAGAGAGCUACUUGGACAUUGGAUCAAAACUGACUCCUGGAACUCAUCCCGAGGCGAAUGUGAUAAAGUUCUGGCGAAACCUGUACGAAGGAGCGAACAGAUUCUUCUACCAUGUUGGCGUUAUACCACCAACAGAAUGAUUAUAACAUUAAAUAGAUUGUUACUUUGAGGAUGUUCAAUCAACCGAUAAAUCCAAGCGACAACGUCACCA